Molecule: messenger RNA, 9924 nt
Organism: Scylla paramamosain (green mud crab)
Lineage: Eukaryota; Metazoa; Arthropoda; Malacostraca; Decapoda; Portunidae
Product: cilia- and flagella-associated protein 251-like
Exons: 2
Coding region: 3010-4167 (385 amino acids)
Biological process (GO): spliceosomal complex disassembly
Cellular component (GO): cytoplasm; spliceosomal complex
Source: RefSeq, a predicted model, not a curated record
AGAAUGAUAUUCCCCGAAGAAGAGUUGAAGGAUGCAGAGAGUGGUAUCUUCCGAAAAAAAAGGAGGAAGAGAUGGAUGCAGAUGGCACUCCCAGAAUAAGAGUUAGAAGAGAAGGACGCAUAGUGAAGAAGAAGAGGAAGAGAAAGAUGUAGAGAGUGAUAUCCUUCGAAAAAAUAAGAGGAAGAUAAGAUGCAGAGUAACACUUAAUCUGGACAUGAAUAGCAGGAGUCUGAAAAAGAGAAGAAUGAUGAAGAAAUGCGACACGAGAAGAGGCACGACAAAGGAGAGAGACAGGAGGAGGAUGAAGAAGGUUUUAGACAACGUCAAAAGUAAGUGAGAGAAGACCGAGAUUGGAAAGAGAUAGAGUUGUAAGAAAAAAAAAAAGAAGAAUAAAGAGUAAAAAGACGAAAAGAGGGACGAACUUCAUGCCUAAGGACUCAAAGAAAAUUCCUUGUCUACAGAAAAACAAAUUACUAUUAACUCAAACCAGUAUUUAAGGAAAUGGAGAGGACUCACUCACGUACCACCGCAGAUAUUGAUGCUCAUUGGAAAUUUUUUAUGGAUAAAUACUUAAGAGCAGUGCAAGAGUGCGUACCUAUGAAAAAUCGUCGUCCCACUCAAAACGUUAAGCCUAAGAGGUGGAACACUCAGACAGCUGAAUGCUUGUGCGCCAAGAGGGAUGCCCAUAACAAAUUAAAAUCCUUCAGUAAUAAAGAGGAACGCAGUAGAUUCCUUGAGUUAAGACGUAAAGCAAAGAGGUUAAUCAAACACACCAAAAGGUUCACCGAAUUACAUGUGAACCAGAGUUAAACAAACAAGAAGGAAUUUUAUAGCUCUAUCAGGCAAAACAGAGUGAUUACUUCAACUAUUGGUCCCAUAAUUGAUGAUAAUGGAGAUUACACCGACGACUAAGAAGUAAACAACUUGCUUAAAAAUACUCAACACGACUUCCGAAACAAACGCUCUUGUUUGACGAACCUCUUAGAUUUCUUCUGACAUUGUGAACCAGUAUGAUGAGAGUAAAGCGGUAGAUAUAGUAUAUCUUGAUUUUCAAAACGCCUUCGACAAAGUCCUCCACAAACGUUUACUGAUGAAACUAAAAUCAUACGGUAUCCAAGGCAACGUGAUGAGAUGGGUUAAAAACUGGCUAAACAACCGUAAACAAAAGAUUAGUAAUAAAUGGAAAAGCAUCCAAGUGGACUAACGUAACCAGCGGGGUGGCACAGGGAUCAGUCUUAGGACCUGUUCUCUUCCUUGUUAACAUAAACGACAUAGACGAGGGUGUUACCAGUAUAAUAUCGAAGUUUGCUGAUGACACCAAAAAAGCGAAUUCCAAGAUCUCUAACGAACAAGGAAUAGAAAUGCUAAAAAAAUCUAGAGGAGUUGUCAUAGUGCGGACAAACCUUUCAAAGUGCUUCACAUGGGAUCUAGAAACGAGAAAACAAAGUAUAUUCUAUAUGAUACCCAGCUUAAAAGCGUUGACAGUGAUAUUGAUUUAGGAAUAACAAUACUGAGUAGCUUAAAACCUAGUCGUAAAAAAAGUAGAAAAUAACUAACUAGCUUAAUCGUCAGAUCUUUUUAGUAUAAAUCUAAGGAUACAAUCCUCACUUUAUAUUAUUCUUUAGCCUGUCCCUUUCCGGAAUAUUGCGUUCAGGCAUGGUGCCCUAUUACCGGAAAGACAUCGAUAAAUUAGAAAGAGCUCAUCGUAGAGUAACAAAAAUUAUUCUAAGCCUAAGAAACAAAUCAUACGAAGAGCGUCUUAAAGAGUUUAAUCUAUUUCUAUUAACAAAAAUAUGACUGAUAGGCGACUUAAUACAGGUGAUUAAAAUAAUUAAAGGCAUUGAUAACGUGCACUGCAGUAAAGAUUUCACGAUGCACUCUUAAGAUUACACGCGAGGAAACAGUUGCAAAAUUGUUAGGAAAUCCUUCAAAUCUUAUGAAUCAAAAUAUAUAUUUUUUUCCGAGUAGUAAAUGUAUGGAAUGGGCUUCAUCGAGACGUGAUAGACUGCAAUAGCACAGAGACUUUUAAACGCCAUCUUGAAAAAAAUUUUUGCCUGCGAUCAGCGGCUAAGAGCGUUUGUUUGUUAGUGAUUAAUUUCCUUGCCUUCAGGAAAUGGGGGCACCUCAUUUCAUCUAUUUUCUUUCUUUACUUUAAAAUUUACUUACUUACUUACUUACUUACUUAAAACUUACUCUAACUCCGUACGGUAUUUCCUUUCGACCUGUUUUCCUGUACGGCUUAUGCCAGAGAGAAUGGAGAGUGGGGAGAGAGUCUUCUCAGUUGCUGUCCUUUUUUUUUCUACUGUCACCUUAGUAGUCCUAGGUCAGGUCACCUCGGGAGGACUGCAGAGUUUUUUCUGGCCUGUUUUCCUAUGUAUCUUUGUGGAACAAAAACUUUCUCAAAACUGGAUUCAUCUCUCUUCAAAUAAAUUAUGUUACAUAUCCCAUAAGACUUUGCAUUACAUUUCCGAAAAAAAUUUCUUCACGCAAUUAGCAUUUAAUGACACCCAAUGCUACAUCUUUCAAAACAUACCCUUUACAUUUUACUCUGGACUGCAUUACAACUGUUAGGCUCUAUACUUAUGAAAACUGUGCGGCUUGCCCAUGUUGACCCUCUCUGGUGUGUGUCCCGUCUAUUUCCGCCUCCUACAUCUCAUAAUACACCACGCGAUGUUAAAAGGACUUUUUGCCCCAACAAGGCUUUCAUUGCUAGCAGAUUUAUUUUCCAGUUGUGAGCAUGGUUUAUCUUCGAGUACCUUUAUCUAAUAAUAGUGGUGGUCAUUAUGGCAAAGAGAAAACUGAUUGGUGGAAGUCACAAUGGCAAGGUGAAAGCUGAUUGGCUGGAAACACUCUGCCUCUUUCCUAACUCCUACCUCUCUCUCCAAGACAGUUUCAACACUCAAACCAUGUCAAAUACUGAGAAAGGAUAUACCUACACCAGUCUAACACAGGCAGAAUAUAGAGAAAGGGUAUACUUACACCCGCCUAACACAGACAGAAUAAACCACAAUGGCAUCAAGUGACAACAACAACAACAGCGAUUACUACACACUCCUCGGCGUGAGCCGCGGCGCCACGCCCGAGGAAAUCAGGAAAGCGUACCGGCGGCUCGCCCUCCUCCACCACCCGGACAAGAACCCGGCCAGCGUGCGGGAGGCGACGGUCAAGUUCCAGCGUAUCCAGGCCGCCGUGGAGACGCUCUGCGACCCCAAGAAGAAAAACGCGUACGACAGAGAGUGCCGCCAGCGAGAGAAUAAGAGGAAGAGGGACGACAGCUGCAGGGAGAGGGAGCACAAAAGAAGGAGGGAAGAAGGGCAGCACGAACACAGCCAUCACAGAGAACGAGGGAACGACAAGAGGAGAAGGAAGCAGGAAGAGGAGAGGCGCAAGAGGUAUCAGAAGAGGCGGCGACGGCAAGGAAGAGUCUACAGUUCUGAUGAAGACGAGGAAGAAGAUUUACAAGACGACGUUCAUGAGGAAGAGAGCAGCGAGCACAGCGAAUGCACGGAAGAGAGUUCUGACGAAGAAGAGGAACGUGUGUAUGGGGCGUACGAACACGACCCAGAUUACGAGACGGAGACGGAUGAAGACUCCGCUUCCUGCAGCGACUACGAGUGCGAGGAAUCGUCAGAGCUGGAGACUCCGUCCGAGGAAGAGUCUGAGCCAGAGUCUUCCCACGAGCAGGACUCCGAAUACGAAUCCGAGUACGAGGCGACGAGCAAGUCAUACAUGGGGGACGAGAGGGACGCCUCCUCCGAGCACGACGAGGAGGAAGAGCAGGAAGAGGCGGAACAUGAGAAAGAACAGUCUGAAAGCGAAGAGACUAAUGAAGAAGAGCGGCACCAACACAGGCAUGGAAAGAGAAAGAUACAGGAGGAGGAUAAAGAAUUUAGGCAACUUGAAAAGAAAAUGAAAGAAGAGAGAGAAGACUCCGAACACGAAGAAGGUAAUGAAGAAGCGCAGCACGAAGAGAGUCAUGAUAAAAGAAAGAGAGAGAAAGAAGAUGAUGGGGAAGAAUUUACACAACGUGGAAAGAAAAUGAGAGGAGACAUAGAAGAAUCCGAUGACGAAGAAAAUUAUGAAGAAGGGUCGCACGAGGAAAGGCAUGACAAAAGAAAGAGAGAGGAAGAAGAGGAAAAAGAGUUUACACAACGUGGAAAAAAAUGAAAUGAUGUGGACAAGAUUCGGAAGACGAAAAAAAGGGAAGAAGAAUCGGAACACGAUGACAAUGACGAAAACUAUGAACACAAAGAACAGGAGGACGACUACGAAGACGAAAAGGAGAAUGAAGAGUCUGAAGACGAGGAGGAAGAAGAAAUAUCCGAAAAAGAAGAUUUCGAAUACGAAGAAGAGGAGAAAGACUCUGAAUACGAAGAGGAGGAGGAAACAACGAGCGAAAAUGGCAGGUGAGAAGAGGAGGAAGAGGAGGCGUCAGACGCUGAGGUGGAGGCGACAUCAGAGUGUGAGAGAGAAGAACAAGAAGAGGAUGGGCGUGAGAGGAAGCAGAAACGAAAGCGGAGCAAAGAGGAGGAAGGGGCUGGAGCCAGUAAAAAGAGCAGGCGAGGCUGAGCACGAGAGCAACAAAGGCGAAUAGGAGCCAAGAGCGACGCGUCCUCCAAAGACUAGGAUAAACAACAGAGGAAGUCGAGAGUGACAAGAGACGAAGAAGAAGAGGAAGACAGACAUCCCUCGAAGAGCAGAAGGAUAAGAUGUAUGCAGAAAGUGAUAAUUACCCAGAAGUAGGGAAGGAAGAGAUGAAUGAAAAGUGAAAAAGGGAAAAGAGAAGUGAUAUCCAUCGAAAAAGAGGAGCAAGAAAUGGAUGCAGAGAGAGAUAUCCUACGAAGAAGAGGAGGAUGAGAAGGAUGCAGAGAGUGAUAUUCAUUCCAAGAAGUUAUAUGCUCCGAAAAAGAGGAGAAAGAGAAAGAUGCAGAAAGUGGUAUCCUCCGAUAAAGAGAUAGGAGAGAAGGAUGCAGAGAAUGAUAUUCCCCAAAAAAGAGAAGAAGAAGGAAUGAUAGUGAUAUCCCUCGAAGAAGAGGAGGAAGAGAAGGAUGCAGAGUGAGGAAAAAGAAGAAGAAAACGAUGCAGAGAGUGAUAUCCUUAGAAGAAGAAGAAAAAAAAGAAUGCAUAUUGAAGAAGAGGAAGAGAAGGAUGCAGACUAAAGAAGAAGAGGAAGAGAAGGAUGCAGAGUGAUAUCUUCCGAAAAAGAGGAGGAAGAGAAGGAUGCAACGAAUGAUAUUCCUUGAAGAAGAAUAGAAGAAAAAGGAUGGAGAGAGUGAUAUCCCUCGAAGAAGAGGAGGAAGGGAAGGAUGCAGAGAACGAUAUCCCUCGAAGAGGAGGAGGAAGAGAAGGAUGCAGAGUGAUAUCCCUCGAAGAAGAGGAGGAAGAGAAGGAUGCAGAGUGAUAUCCCUUGGAGAAGAGGAGGAAGAGAAGAAUGCAGAGUGAUAUCCCUUGGAGAAGAGGAGGAAGAGAAGAAUGCAGAAUGUCCCUCGAAGAAGAGAGGAGGAAAAGAAGGAUGCAGAGAGCGAUAUCUCUCGAAGAGGAGGAGGAAGAGAAGGAUACAGAGAGUGAUAUUCCUGGAAGAGGAGGAAGAGAAGGAUGCAGAGAGUGAUAUCCCUCGAAGAAGAGGAGGAAGAGAAGGAUGCAGAGAAUGAUAUCCCUCGAAGAAGAGGAGGAAGAGAAGGAUGCAGAGAGUGAUAUCUCUCGAAGAAGAGGAGGAAGAGAAGGAUACAGAGAGUGAUAUUCCUCGAAGAAGAGGAGGAAGAGAAGGAUGCAGAGAGCGAUAUCCCUCGAAGAAGAGGAGGAAGAGAAGGAUGCAGAGAGUGAUAUCGCUCGAAGAAGAGGAAGAGAAGGAUGCAGAGAGUGAUAUCCCUCGAAGAAGAGGAGGAAGAGAAGGAUGCAAAGAAUGAUAUUCCCCGAAGAAGAGGAGAAGGAUGCAGAGAGUGGUAUCUUCCGAAAAAAAAAAAGGAGGAAGAGAUGGAUGCAGAUGAUACUCCCAGAAUAAGAGGUAGAAGAAAAGGACGCAUAGUGAAGAAGAAGAGGAAGAGAAAGAUGUACAGAGUGAUAUCCUUCGAAAAAAUAAGAGGAAGAUAAGAUGCAGAGUAACACUUAAUCUGGACAUGAAUAGCAGAAGGAGUCUGAAAGAGAAAAGAAUGAUAAAGAAAUGCGACACGAGAAGGGGCACGACAAAAGAGAGAGACAGGAGGAGGAUGGAGAAGGGUUUAGACAACGUCAACAGUAAAUGAGAGAAAACAGAGAUUGGAAAGACAUAGAGUCGUAAGAAAAAAAGAAGAACAAAGAGUAAAAAGACUAAAAGAGGGACGAACUUCAUGCCUAAGGACUCAAAAGAAACUCUCUGUCUACAGAAAAAUAAAUUACUAUUAACUCAAACCAGUAUUUAAUGAAAUGGACAGGACUCACUCACGUACCAACGCAGAUAUUAAUGCUCAUUGUAAAUUUUUUUUAUGGAUAGAUACUUAAGAGCAGUGCAAGAGUGCGUACCUAUGAAAAAUCGUCGUCCCACUCAAAACGUUAAGCCUAAGUAGUGGAACACUCAGACAGCUGAAUGCUUGCGCGCCAAGAGGGAUGCCCAUAACAAAUUAAAAUCCUUCAGUAAUAACGAGGAACGCAGUAGAUUCCUUGAGUUAAGACGUAAAGCAAAGAGGUUAAUCAACCACACCAAAAGGUUCACCGAGUUGCAUGUUGUGAACCAGAGUUAAACGAAACCAUAGUAAUUUUAUGACUUCAUCAGGCAAAAGAGAGUGAUUACUUCAACUAUUGGACCCAUAACUGACGAUAAUGUAGAUUACACCAAUGACGAGGAGCAAAUUAGUAACAUUCUAAACACUUUGAUUGCCUCAGCAUUUACAAUAGAAGACCUCAGUGACAUUUUUAGGGUGCCAACAAUUCAAAAUAAUACCAACGACGUCCUAAGUAGCAUCAGUAUGACAAAGUGACUUAUCAAAAUGUAUCGAUAAAACUUAAAGUAAGAACGUCACCCGCGCCUGACACGAUCUCACCCUCCAUCUUAAAAGAAGCGAAAUCCGAAUUGGUCAAACCACUGAUCAUUUUGCCCGAUAAAUCCCUCCAGUCCGGUACAGUGCCAAACGAGUGAAAGGUUGCUAAUGUAACUUCGAUUUUCAAAAAGAUUAUAAUUACCGGCCAUUUACCUUAAUUCAGUCGUAAGGUAAAUGCUUGAAACACUAAUAAGAGAUACACUCGUUAAUCACUAAGGAGUAAACAACUUACUUAAAAAUACUCAACACGGCUUCCGCAGCAAAUGCUCUUGUUUGACGAACCUCUUAGAUUUCUCCUGACAUUGUGAACCAGUAUGAAGAGAGUAAAGCGGUUCAUAUAAUAUAUCUUGAUUUUCAAAACGCCUUCGACAAAGUCUCCCAAAAACGUUUACUGACUAAACUAAAAUCACACGGUGUCCAAGGCGACGUGUUGAGAUGGGUUGAAAACUGGCUGAAAAACCGUAAAGAUAAGAGUAGUAAUAAAUGGAAAACCAUGCAAGUGGACUAACGUAACCAGCGGGGUGGGACAGGGAUCAGUGUAAGGACUUGUUCUCUUCCUUGUUUAUAUAAACGACAUAGAUGAGGGUGUUACCAGUAUAAUAUCGAAGUUUCCUGAUGACACCAAAAUAGGGAAAUGCGUAGUCUCUAAUGAACAAGUAAUAAAAGUGCAAAAAACAUCUAGAAAAAUAGCCAGAGUGGAUAUAAACCUGCCAAAUAAGUUUUUAAUGCGGAUACGCGCAAAGUGCUUGAAAAGAGUAUAGCAACGAGAAACCAAUUAAUCAAUAUAUUUUAUAUAAUACGCAGCUUAAAAGCCUUGACAAAAACUGAUUUAGGAGGAACAAUAUCGAGUAGCUUAAAACAUAGCCAACAAUGUUUAGAAGUCGUAAAGAAAGUGAAUAAAAUAAUUGGGUUAAUCGUUGGAUCUUUUUAAUAUAAAUCUAAGAAUAUAAUCCUCACUUUGUAUAACUCUUUAGUCAGUCCCCUUUUAGAAUAUUGCCUACAGGCAUGGUGCCCUUAUUGGAAAAAAAAAAAAAACACUGGAAAAUUAAAACGAGUUUAGCGUAACAAAAUUACACAAAGCCUAGGAAUGAAUUCAUACAAAGAGCGUCUUAAAGAACUAAAUCUAUUCCCUUUGACACAAACAAGGCUAAGAGGCGACUUAAUACAGGUGUUUAAAACAGUCAAAGGAAUUGAUAACGUGGACUGCAGUAAAUAUUUCACGAUAAACUCUUUAAAUUACACGCGAGGAAAUAGUUACAUAAUUGUUGGGAAAUCCUUCAUGUCCCAUGAAUAAAAUUUUUUUUUUUUUUUCACUGAGUAGUAAAUCUAUGGAAUAAGGUUCCUCAAGACGUGAUACACUUCAAUGCCGUAGAGAAUUUUAAGCGCCAUCUUAUGAAAUAAUUUGCCUGUAAUCCGCGGCUUACAUGGUUUAUUUGUUAGUAAUUAAUUUCCUUGCCUUCAGGAAAUGUAGGCACCUCAUUUCAUCUAUUUUCUUUCUUUCCUAUAAAAUUUACUUCGGGUUUUUUCUUUUCUAACACCAAAAGGUAUUUCUUUCCGACAUGUUUUCCUGUGUUGCUUAUGCCAGACGGAGUGGAGGGUGUGGUGAGUGCCUUCUGUUUUGCUGUCCUUUCUUCUACAAUCACAUUAGUAGCCCUAGGUCAGGUCACGUCGUUAAGGACCGCAAGGUAUAUUGUGCCUGUUUUUCUAUGUAACUAUGUAACAAAAAGUUCCUUAAAAUUGGAUUCAUAUCCCUUCAAAUAAAUUAUGUUAAAUACAUAAAUUAUGUUAAACACUUCGCAUUACUUUUACGAAUGGAAUUUGUUCACACAAUUAGUAUUCAAUGAGAAAGCACAUCCUACAAGUACCCAAUGCUACCUCUGUCAAUACAUAACCUUUACAUUUUACUCUGUACUGUUAGGCUCUAAAUUUGCGAAAACUUUGCAGCUUGACCAUCUUGACCCUCUCUGGUCUGUGUCCCGUCUAUUGCCGUCUCCUACGCCUCAUCAUAAACCACGUGAUGUUAAAAUGACUUUUUGCCCCAACAAGGCUUUCAUUGCUAGCAGAUUUAUUUUCCAAUACUUCCAUCAAACGCUUUGUUUUCCAAUAAGUUUGAGCAAGGUUUAUCUUCGAGUACCUUCAUCUAAUAAUGGUGGUGGUCAUUAUGGCAAAGAGAACGCUGAUUGGAGGGAAUCACAAUGGCAAGAUGAAUGCUGAUUGGCUGGAAACACUCUCCCUCUUUCCUAACUCCUACCUCUCUCUCCAAGACAGUUUCAACACUCAAACCAUGUCAGGUACUGAGAAAGGGUAUACCUACACCCGCCUAACACAGGCAGAAUAUAGAGAAAGGGUAUACUUACACACGCCUAACACAGACAAAAUAAACCACAAUGGCAUCAAGUGACAACAACAACAAUAAUAGCGAUUACUACACACUCCUCGGCGUGAGCCGCGGCGCCACGCACGAGGAAAUCAGGAAAGUGUACCGGCGGCUUGCCCUCCUCCACCACCCGGACAAGAACCCGGCCAGCGUGCGGGAGGCGACGGUCAAGUUCCAGCGUAUCCAGGCCGCCGUGGAGACGCUCUGCGAACCCAAGAAGAAAAACGCGUACGACAGAGAGUGCCGCCAGCGAGAGAAUAAGAGGAAGAGGGACGACAGCUGCAGGGAGAGGGAGCACAAGAGAAGGAGGGAAGAAGGGCAGCACGAACACAGCCAUUACAGAGAACGAGGGAACGACAAGAGGAGAAGGAAGCAGGAAGAGGAGAGGCGCAAGAGGUAUCAGAAGAGGCGGCGACGGCAAGCAAGAGUCUACAGUUCUGAUGAGGACGAGGAAGAAGAUUUACAAGACGACGUUCAUGAGGAAGAGAGCAGCGAGCACAGCGAAUGCACGGAAGAGAGUUCUGACGAAGAAGA